Molecule: messenger RNA, 591 nt
Organism: Trichophyton benhamiae CBS 112371
Lineage: Eukaryota; Fungi; Ascomycota; Eurotiomycetes; Onygenales; Arthrodermataceae
Exons: 1
Coding region: 1-591 (196 amino acids)
Source: RefSeq, a predicted model, not a curated record
AUGGCUGUUGAUGCAGGCGUGUUUUUUUCGUCUUGCUCGCAGGCUCUGCCACAGAGAAACGGAGUCGACCAGCGUAUGGGUUAUGUGAUGAAGAGGAAGAAAGAAAGUAAGGAAACAGAGGGAGGGCGGGCGGAAGAGAGAGAGAAAGAAAGGCGGGCUUCUUGGGUCGACAGAGAGAUUGGCAAUUCAGCUGGAGCUAGGCAGCGUUGUGUAUCUCAUUGGCGGCCCGGUAAUGGCUUGAAGGCCUUGAAGACGGCGUCGAAUCAGUCAGCCCUGAGCCGUGAUCAGGAGGGAGUAGGGCACAGUCUUUCCUCACGGGGGGAGGGGGGGGGAGGAGGCAGCCUGAAGCCGUGGAGAUGCAGAGCAGGAAGAAGCGGCCCUGGCGGCGAGAUAUCAAGGAUGUCUGCGGCGAGCAAGACGCAGCAGAGAGAGGAGAGUAGGGGAGAAGCGGAGGGGGGCGUCCACGUCCGCCCUCGAGGCCCGCGAGAGAGACGCAAGGAGGCAGGGAGUCCAACCAAAAGCGCAGCAAAAGCACUGGCCGUACCGGAAAUACGACAGCUGCGGCCCCGGUUUGCCCGCGUCCAUGCGUAA